Cantharellus anzutake is the source of this 449-nucleotide messenger RNA. RefSeq lists its product as uncharacterized. The transcript has a single exon. The coding region runs from base 51 to 296 and encodes 81 amino acids. The record is from RefSeq and is a predicted model, not a curated record. NCBI's taxonomy places the organism in Eukaryota, Fungi, Basidiomycota, Agaricomycetes, Cantharellales, Hydnaceae.
GGAGGAACGAUGGCUGCCAGGACGCGAGACGUUCGGCGAUUUAGGCGAGGAUGUGUGAGGAUCUGCACCAGCGAGUCCAUUCGGCUGUUUCAGCCACCAUUCCACGUAAUGGCAGACUCUCGGUAGAGCUCCUUCUCUGCGCUGCCAUAAGUGUGUUCGUGUUGCAGCAGGCAGUGUCGUGGGGGUGUCGUUGGACCUUCGCUUUCGUCUUUGCCCAGGCCAUCGCAUCCCUCCAUGCAGGAAUUGAAGUUCUCCUGAACCCAAUACCACUUUCGUGCUCGAGCAGCGCUAUGUAGGGUUGUACACCCUCCGACGCUUAAAGAAAUCCCUUGCCGUCACGAUGGGAGCGUUCGUGGACUUUGCUUUCAUUUUUCGCUUUCGCGAACAUUGAACCUAAACCCGCCAAUGCCGCUGGAGUUCUUUUCGGGCGCUGCGAUCAGAUCGCACUG